AUGCAAAAAUUUGAUCCAGUCCGUGUUGAAAAUUUGCUAAACAAGAUUAAUCACUUUGUUGAAUGUUUAUCAUCCUGUUCAAAUAAUGAAAGCAAAUCGUCUAAGUCAGCAGCCUAUCAAACAUUAGAGAAAUGGUAUUCGAAUAUGGUGAAUAAAUUAAAAGAAACAUAUUUGAAAAAACGUGAUGAAAUUGAUCGACUCAAUCGAAAAUUAAAUGAAGAAUAUCAUACCGAUUUAAUUAGUUGUAAAACGUCAUUACAAAAUAUUCAAGAUCGUAUAAAGAAAACAUCAAAUUCAAAUGUUGAUGCUAUUGAACAGCAAGUCAGUUCAUUGCAAAAUCAAAUAGAUAGUUUAAAAAAACGUCCAACAUUAGACAUCAAAACGAAUUUGAUUCCAUCUAUGGAUGACCUUAUUCUUGUUUCGUUACCACUACGUAAGAAAACAGCACAGGAUUAUUUAUUAAAAUCAGAACCGAUAUUCGCAGAAAAUAUACCAUCUGGCACUAGUAUGGCAGCAUCGAAUACUCAUUUACUACUGGCAUCUGACGAUGGAGAAAUAGCUAUUUUUGAUAUGUACGGCAAAAGGCAAAGUAUGAUUUGGAAAACAUUAGUUGAACAAUAUUAUUCCAUUCAUGAAUCAAACAGUAAAUAUCUUAGCGAAGAAGAUCGUCCAACUGAUACAACAUGGUCAUCUUAUCUUCAAUCAUUUUUAAUUUUAUCAAGAAAUAGCUUAUUUACUUUCGAUAUUGAUACAACAAUUAGAAUAACUGAAAAGAUUUCAUUACCAGCCUAUUCAGUAGAGCAGAUAACAUGUUAUUGCAACCAUUUAUUUCUAUGUUAUUCAACUGGAACAUCACAGCUUAUCCAAAAGCGACAGCUUCCAUGGCAAAUGGAUCAACAUACGUCGUGGCCAAAGAAAAAGAUUUGUUCAUCACAUGAUGAUUGGAUUAAAUCAAUUGAAACUAAUGGCAAAUAUCUUGCAAUGAGUAUUAGAAAUGUUGAACGAGAAUGGCGUGUAGAAAUUCGUUCGAUGAACAUGGAACUAGUUCAGGUCAUCUUGUGUACAAAUAUUCAACGUUGUUGUGAAUUAACAGCAGACUGUUACGGUGGAUUUGUUGCGUUUGAGUGGGAUGGAACCAAUUGUAUAUCAAUUAAAAAAGAUGGCUCUCAUCUAAUGAAAACAUUUCAGAAAAAAAUAAAAAAUAUUAUCUACUUUGAUACAAAAUACGUUACAUUACGCACUAAUCAACAAAUAUUACUUUACCAAACGGCUAAAUGA
Didymodactylos carnosus is the source of this 1278-nucleotide messenger RNA. The record is from the annotation of a GenBank genome assembly. Lineage: Eukaryota; Metazoa; Rotifera; Eurotatoria; Philodinida; Philodinidae.